CUGACGUUUCAAUGUCAUUAACGUCAAAAUUUCAUAACCUCACAGUAUUCACGACCAAAAUAAUGGAAUUGAAUUAUAAAAUACAAACUUAUGCAUGGGGAAAGAAAGGCAAAGACAGUAAAGUCGCAUAUUUACAUUCAAAUGUUGACAAAAAUUUCAAAAUUGACGACAAUUCACCGUACGCGGAGCUUUGGAUGGGGACUCAUGUUAAUGGCCCUUCCAGCCUAAAAAAUGGAGAACCCCUUUCGAAGUUAAUAGCAAAAUAUCCGGAAUAUUUGGGCACUAACGUCCGGAAAGUUUUUGGUGAUCAGUUGCCGUUUUUGUUUAAAGUUUUGUCGGUGAAUCAGGCAUUGUCCGUCCAGGCACAUCCGUCUAAGAAACAUGCUGAAGAGUUACAUAAACAACAUCCUGAAAUAUACAAGGACCCUAAUCACAAGCCUGAAAUGGCCAUCGCUUUGACUCCUUUUGAAGCCUUGUGCGGUUUUAGGCCUUUGCCAGAAAUUGCAUUUUUUCUUAAAAAUAUUCCGGAAUUAAAAACAGUAACAGGCGACGUUGCAGAUAAACACAAACAGGACAGUGUUGAUUUAUUAAAAGAUGCAUUUAAAACUAUUUUUAUAACAGAUAAAAAUGUUAUUUGUGAACAAUUAAAAAAAUUAGUACACAGGCUUAAGACUUUGGAUGAAAAAGAGAGAGAGAAAUUGCAAGCAAGCCUUAUUGAACGGCUUUAUGAGCAAUACCCUGAUGAUGUGGGUUGUUUCAUGGUGUAUUUCCUCAAUUAUCUAAAACUAAAACCUGGAGAAGCUAUUUUUCUGGGACCUAAUUUGCCUCAUGCUUACAUUCAUGGAGACUGCAUUGAAUGUAUGGCUUGUUCAGACAAUGUUGUCCGCGCUGGACUUACACCAAAAUUAAUUGACUUUAAAACAUUAUGUGACAUGGUUAUUUACGAGGGUGAGAAUCCAGAGAGGAAACUUUUCAAACCAGAAAUCGAAGAUUCCUGUACCCUAAUUUUUAAACCUCCAGUACCAGACUUUGCAGUGAUCCAAAUAAAGGUCCCUGCUAACACGAAAAAUCAUCAAAUCAAAAAGAGAACUUCUGCCAGUAUUUUGAUUGUGAUUGGAGGCAAAGCCAAAUCAAACGGUACUGAUUUAGUGUUAGGAACAGCCUUGUUCUUGCCCGCUAAUCAAGAACUAAGAAUUGAGAACAUUAUUGAAGAUUUGCUUAUUUACCAAGCACUUGCAAAUGUAUAAAUUUCGUAUUUUUGUAUUGGUCAAGGUUUUAUAACGGGAAUAAAGCAAUAUUUCUU
Tribolium madens (black flour beetle) is the source of this 1303-nucleotide messenger RNA. It is a transcript of the gene Mpi, whose product is annotated as mannose-6-phosphate isomerase. The transcript has 6 exons. The coding region runs from base 12 to 1247 and encodes 411 amino acids. Gene Ontology annotation, biological process: carbohydrate metabolic process; GDP-mannose biosynthetic process. Gene Ontology annotation, molecular function: mannose-6-phosphate isomerase activity; zinc ion binding. Lineage: Eukaryota; Metazoa; Arthropoda; Insecta; Coleoptera; Tenebrionidae. Gene Ontology annotation, cellular component: cytosol. The record is from RefSeq and is a predicted model, not a curated record.